This is a messenger RNA of Triticum turgidum subsp. durum (durum wheat), 1110 nucleotides long. The record is from the annotation of a GenBank genome assembly. Lineage: Eukaryota; Viridiplantae; Streptophyta; Magnoliopsida; Poales; Poaceae.
AUGGCCGAGCUCGCAGUCGCAGAGGACCUCUUACUCCGCCUUGCGCCGGAGCUGGUCGACGCGGUCCUCCUCCGCCUCCCGCCGGGAGAGCCCGCCUGCCUCGUCCGCGCCUCCGUCGUCUGCAAGCCCUGGUUCCGCAUCCUCGCCGAUCCGGGAUUCCGCCGCCGCUACCUCGAGUUCCACCGGACGCCCUCCGUCCUGGGUCUCUUCGAGGACGACGGUGCCUACGUCCGCACCUCCGCCCUCCCCUCCGUCUACCCUGGCCGUGGCCGCUUGGUCGACAGGCCCCUGGACUGCCGCCACGGCCGCGCGCUCCUCGCCCCCUACAGCCGCUCCUUCAGGGAAGGGGAGGCCGUCAUCCUGACCGUCCUCGACCCUCUCACUGGCCGCCUGCGCCGCGUGCUCUCUCCGGUCGACGAACAUGUGCUCUGGUUCAGUGCGGCGGUGCUCUGCGCCGCGCAAGGCUGCGACCACUACGGUUGCCAAGGAGGGCAUUUCCGUCUCGCCGUCGUGACCACCGAUGAUGCAGGAGUCACGUCGGGCUGGCUCUACUCGUCGGAGACUCACGUGUGGAGCGAGCUCACCACCGUUGGUCACCCCGAGGUCGCCUACUGUGCCAACCAAGGUGCGCCAAGCGUCCUUGUCGGAGAGACACUCUACUUCAACAUCGAUGGCAUCAUCGAGCUUCACCUCGGUAAACUCUGCUUGUCAAAGUUUGAGAAGCCGAUCGCUGGCAAGGGGCGUCUCAUGACGGCGCAAGGCGGUGGCCUCGGAUUCAUUGCUAUGGUGAAUGUCACAAAUCUAACCAUGUGGUCAGGGGAGGCUGGAGCUGGACCGAAGGGAGCCAUGGAAUGGACAAAGCUCAGGAUAAUCGAUCUUAGGAAGCUGCUCCCUGCCGGGGCUCUCAUGACCCAAACAGUUGAUUAUGGGAUUAAUGGCGUCGCCGAGGGCACCCAAGUCAUAUUUGUGAGCACAUGUCUUGGUUCCUACAUGGUCGAUCUCAAAUCUCGACAAGUCAGGAUGGUGUCUGGUCGUGGCAGAAACAUCACUCCCUACAUGAGCUUCUACAUCCCAGCAAUUAAAGCAGCUUCCACUAGCAAGGGGCAGUGA